This is a messenger RNA of Rodentolepis nana, 1008 nucleotides long. Lineage: Eukaryota; Metazoa; Platyhelminthes; Cestoda; Cyclophyllidea; Hymenolepididae. The record is from the annotation of a GenBank genome assembly.
CAAAGGGAGGGGUGUAGACGAUCGAGGGUGGAUAGCGCGUGGAUCCAGUCCCCCACAGCAGGAAUUGGCCUCGCGUCUGUGAGGUUCAGCAGAGUUACGGCAGCCUCGGCUAACAUAGGAGCAGAGGCACCACGGCCCCUAAAAGAAGAGAAGGCAGUGAAAGUGGAAUUAUGCGUAGGAGUUGAGGAGGUCGUGCCAACUGAGUUCUUUCUCGAAAGAGUGAAGAAAUGACGCCUGGAGUCGCGGCGUGGUGGAGUGGGUGUUAACGGAGUUCCUGUCUCAAUGCUUCCUCUAGACUUGACUUCUCCAGUAUUCAGAGGUCGUAAACGGUAGGUUUUACGAAAACCUGGAUGAGUGAGGAGAAAAGAAGUCUCAUCCACAGUCCCGUUUCGAUGGCGCGCCAUACCAAUGCUUGGUAGACAGUCUACACAUCCACCUUCUAUUGCACAUUUCUGAAAGGGUUGAAUUUGACAUCGACUUGUUGAGAACUACAAGGGAAAUUUAAAUCAAGUAGGCAAAACAAAACAGGGGGGGGGUCAAUCAAGGUGAUACUACUGGAAACUCACGUCUUCACGACGCUUCGGUUUCUUUAUGAUCGCGUCAAAAUAAACCAUAUAGGCAGAGGACCAGCCCUCCAUGACAACGAGAGCAGACCAAAAAGGUUUCCAGGAGGCAUUUCGUGAGUGCUUCUGCUGAGGUAGGGAAAUAUUUGAAGCAGGGGAGGCACAUUGGCUAUCUUCACUGAAAAUACUCGCUGUCAUUAGACCCGAUCCGCUACCUGAAUUGUCCAUACCCGGGGGUAUGAGACGACCGACGGUUUUCCGAAACAGGGGACCCUCACAGAGCACACACGCUGGUCGCAUUGCGGUGAUGAAAGGGAAAUUCACCGGAGGCCAUUGGGAAAUGUCCUCUUUUGAUCGAGAUGAGGAAGAACAAUUGAAAGACGUGUGUGAAUCUGCAAGAAAAGCGGCUACAGUAAGCCAAAUUCUCAGGCUUCUGACAGCUUAA